Molecule: messenger RNA, 5721 nt
Organism: Cheilinus undulatus (humphead wrasse)
Lineage: Eukaryota; Metazoa; Chordata; Actinopteri; Labriformes; Labridae
Gene: pwwp2a
Product: PWWP domain containing 2A
Exons: 2
Coding region: 105-2783 (892 amino acids)
Cellular component (GO): nucleus
Molecular function (GO): histone binding; chromatin binding
Source: RefSeq, a predicted model, not a curated record
UGGAGCCAGAUUUUAGUCAUCUUAGGAGAGAAGGGUUACAUGUUUGACAUAACAGAUAUCCAACAAAAGUGUUACAGAGUGUUAUUUUAGUAUCUCAAUCACAUAUGAUGGGAGGAUAUUAUUUUAUUUUAAUUUCACAUAUCACAAAAGUGUUAGUAUGCGAUAUUCUGAGCCACACUCCAUACCAGGUGUCCGAUAUGCCCAAUUUCGUUGCUUGCCAACCAUUAAUAAACCUCAGUAAAAGAAAGAAGAAGGAUCCCAGUCAAAUUAAAGAGUCGGUUGUUUGUGCCGAUUCGUUCGCUAACAACACAUCACUACAACACAGAAACAAAAUGGCGGCCGUGGCUGCAGAGCCCGGAGCUGCUCCGCUUUCCAAACCAGAUCAAGACCAGGGCACGGUGGAUCCGGAAGAUCCACUUGAUCCGGGUCCGGUGUGCCCUGGACUCAGAGCCCCUCUGGAGGCCCCAGGCCGGCCGGAAUGUGUCCCCGAGGAGCCCCAGGAGACCGGAGAGGAGAGCCGGGGGGAGGAGGGAGGACUAGGCCGCCAUGAAGGGCCGGAGCCUGAGCCCGCGGCGGGAACAGAGACAGAUCCGGGACCAGGACUGGCCGAGCCGGGACUCCCAGACCCCCAGCCCCCCGCCGUUUUCCCGCUCUCCGUGCCAGCACCGCAGACCCACACCGAGCCCGGCCUGAGCCUGGACGAGCCUGACACCCCGACCACCGGGACCACAGGGACUACCGAGGCUAUCGGGACCACCGACACCACGGAUCGGGCUGAGAACCGGGACUACAGGCUCCACACGGAGGAUCAGCACAGCCCAGGUCCUGGUCCGUCUGUGAAGGACCUGAGUCCCGGGGCUGAGGUCCGGGUCACUCUAGAUCAUGUGAUCGAUGACGCGCUGGUGGUGUCCUUCCGGUUAGGAGAGAAGGUGUUCUCAGGUGUGCUGAUGGACGUGUGUAAAAGGUUCGGACCGUACGGGAUCCCGAUCACCGUGUUUCCCAGGCGAGACGACCGGAGCGGUCCUCAGCUCUCAGUUUCAUCGGCGCAAGUUACCAGUGAUGACCAUUGCAUCAAAAAGGAAGAGGUCACUGCCCCCCCUCACCCGUGGAUCUCCAAACCACCACCACUGUUCCAGGAGGGGGCACCGUACCCCCCUCCUUUGUUCAUCAGGGACACGUACAACCAGGCCUUACCUCAGCCGCUGCCGCGUAAGAUCAAGAGACUGAAGCGGCGCUAUCGCUGUGAGGAGCCCACCUCCAUAAUGAACGCCAUCAAGCUCCGCCCCCGCCAGGUGCUCUGUGACAAAUGCAAAGGUGUGGUGUCCUCAGGGGGACACAGGGAGGCUCGGAGGGGUGCCGUUGACCUUAGGGGUGAGGAGGCAUCACGGCGGCGGCGAGCGGCAGAGGGGCCGAUCUCCUUGGAGGUCAAACGACUUAAAUGUGACGAGAAGGCAGGCCGUCCAGGCGCAGAGCGUCGCCCCACGUCCACAAUCCGUGUAACAUCAUCACCUGCUGCUGGCCGCAUGCUGAGGGGCGUGGCCUCUGCGGCAUGUCUGAACUCUAAGAAGGUUCUAAACAAACGACCUGCUGUUGACCGCCAAAAAGCUCGCCAUGUUCUCAACAAGUUGGCUCCAGCCCCCUCUCUUACCCCCCGCAGACUUAAAGACCAGAACCAGAGCCAGACUCUCAACCAGGACCAGGACCGGAUCAAGGCUGUUACCCGAGCCGCCACGCUUCAGAACCACAACCAGAAGGUCCACUUCACCCGGCGGCUGCAGCACCUAGGCCCUGCACCUGCCAGCCCCAGCAUGCCGCUCCCGCCAAGAAUGCGUCUGAAACCUCAAAGGUACCGUACCGACGAAGGCCAGGCUCCCCCCUCCUCCUCACCUCCCAAACAGAGUCCCAGAGCUCCACCUCCAAAGCCUGCUCUAAGCCCCACCCCCACCCCCCCACCCCCUCCAAUAGCCACACCUCCUUUAACAAGUACCACCCUGGUGACUCCAGAGCCCCUCCCCUCAGAGGAGAAGGAGGCGGAGCAGGUAGAGGAGCCCCCCCCACCGUCCUCCUCCUGCUCCUCCUCCUCCUCCUCAAUUGACUCUGCCCAAUCAGAGUGCAGCUCCACAGAGACCUUUGACCUCCCCCCUCCUGUAGCUCUGCCUCCAUCCUCCCCAGGUCCUCCAAACCCCCCCUCCUCCUGCCCCCCAGCCCUGCCCCUCAGAGCAGAGAGUGAGACCCAGAUGGGCAUGGUGGAUGGCAAGGAAGUUGGUGCAGUGGAAGUAGAGGAGACCAAGGUGCCCAUGGCAGAGGGCAAGGAGACCCAGGUGGGCGUGGCAGAGGGCGACCACGAUGGUGGCGACUUUAAGCGGCGGCGUAAGUCGUCUACGUCGUCGUCCUCUUCGUCCUCAUCUUCGUCAUCCUCGGUCUUCUCCAAACUAGUGUCUAAGGUCUCGCUCCCUGACGGUCGCUCUGUCUGUGUCGGCGACAUCGUCUGGGCCAAAAUCUACGGCUUCCCCUGGUGGCCCGCCAGAAUCCUCGCCAUUACGGUGGCCCGCCGCGGCGACACAGGGCUGGCGGUGCGGCAGGAGGCGCGUGUCUCCUGGUUUGGCUCUCCGACCACAUCCUUUCUGCCGCUUGGCCAGCUGUCGCCCUUCCUGGAGAGCUUCCAGUCUCGCUUCGACAGGAAGAGGAAGGGGCCAUACCGCCGCGCUAUUGCUGAGGCUGCCAGCGCCGCCAAACAGCUGACCCCUGAGGUCAGAGCGCUGCUGACACAGUUCGAGACGUAGCAGAGGACAAGGGGUGGCCCCUUGACACACCUGGACUGAUACCUGUCUGUUAGAGACAAGCCCCACCUCCUAACACACCUGGACUGAUACCUCUUUGUAAGAGACAGACAAGCCCUGCCUCCUAACACACCUGGACUGAUACCUGUUUGUUAGAGACAGAAAAGCACUGCCUCCUAACACACCUGGACUGAUACUGUUUGUUAGAGACAGAAAAGCACUGCCUCCUAACACACCUGGACUGAUACUGUUUGUUAGAGACAGAAAAGCACUGCCUCCUAACACAUCUGGACUGAUACCUGUUUGUUAGAGACAGAAAAGCACUGCCUCCUAACACACUAUGACUGAUCCCUUUCUGUUAGAGACACACAAGCCCUGCCCCCUAACACACCUGGACUGAUAACCAUCUGUAGAGACAAGCCUUCUCCAUAACAUAUUUGGACUGAGACCUGUUUGUUAGACACAGAAAAGCACUGCCUCCUAGCACAUCUGGACUGAAACCUGCUUGUUUGAGACAGAAAAGCAUUGCCUCCUUACACACCUGGACUCAGACCUUUCUGUGUGGGACAAGGCUGCUCCCUGGCACACCUGGACUAAUAACUUUCCAUAAGCGACAGGCAAGCCCGCACCCUAACACACCCAGACUGAUACCUGUCAAAGAGACAAGCCCACUCCUUGACAUCCCUAGACUGACACUUUUCUUUAAGAGAGACACGUUCACUCCAAGACACACCUGGACUGGUACCUGAACUGUCAGGGACAAGCCUGCUUCCUGACACACCUUGACUGGAACCAUACUCUAAGGGCCAACCACCAGCUACAAACACUUACGGACUGAUACCUGUCUGUAAGUGACAGACAAGCACCGACUCCAAAAACAACUGGACUGAAAACUGUUAGAGACAAGCCCUGCCUCCUCACACUCCUUGACUGAUAACUGUCUGUUAGAGACAAGCCCCUGCUCUCUUCUACACCUGGACUGAUUCCUAUUAGAGACAAGCCCUGCCUCCUCACACAACUUGACAGGUACCUUUCUGUUAUAGACAAGCCCCGCCUCCUAACACACCUUUACUGAUACCUGUCUGUUAGAAACAGGCCCUGCCUACCGCGUUGAUACCUGUCUGUGAGAGAUAAGCUCCACCCUUGGCACACCUGGACUGAUACUUGUCCCUAAGAGACAAACCCUGCCUUCUAACACAUCUGGACUAACACCUGUCUGUUAGAGACUGACAAGCCCCGCCUCCGGACACAUCUUGACUGAAACUAGUCUGUUAUAAACAGAUAACAAACAAGCUCCACUCCCAGACAUACCCUGACCGAUACGUGUAAGAGAGACAAAGCCUUCCCCCAACACACCUGGAUUGAUACCUGUCUUUUCGAAACGAGCUUUGCCUCCCCAACAAACCUGGACUGAUACCUGUCUGUUGGAAUCAAGCCCCGUCCCCUAACACACCUGGACUGAUAGCUUUGUUAAGGGGGAGGAGUUUUUUUAUUUACUGCCAGUGUGGGCUGGGCUUAUUCAGAGGCAGGUGUCAGUCAGCAGUUUUUGCACUUGUCACCAUGGUUACUGUCUAACCCUCCACUGAGCCUGAUGAUGUCAUCAGAUGGUUGUUCUGAUUUGAUCGUCCCCCAUGUUUUCAUCAUGGCGGUGGGGUGGACCAUGGUGACUCGCUGUAGUGUCACUUCCUGUUUCUGCUUUUUUUCUCUCUCUAAACUGUGAAACUCUAUGUGUGGUUCAAACUGAGGCCAGGGUCCCUCAGAGGGUCCACAGGUGACGGUCUACUGAUGCUCUCAGACUAUCAAUUCAUCAAUGUCUAUGCUAUCAGAUUGAUUGACAACAAUUCUCUCAGAACGAUCAAUCGCCAUACUUUCAGGCCAAUCAGUAAAUGUGCUUUAAGCCCAAUCAAUGUCUAUGCUCUCAGACCCACUAGUUUCUAUGCUCUCAGACUGAUCAAUAUCAAUGCUCUCAGACUGAUCAAUUACUAUGCUCUCAGAUUAAACAAUAUUGAUGCUUUAAGACUGAUUAUUCUCUAUUCUCUCAGACUGAUCAAUAUCGAUGCAAUGUCUAUAAUCUGAGACCCUUCAGUGUCUAUCCUCCCGGUCGAAUCAAUAUCUAUCCUCAGACUGAUCAAUAUCGAUCAAUCAAUGAUUUCAGACCAAUAAAUAUAAAAGCUCUCAGACCAAUCAGUGUCUAUGCCUUCAGACGGAUCAAUAGUAGUGCUCUCAGACAGAUCAAUUAAAAACUCCUAGAGUCGGAGGUCGGCACACAGACACGAAUACGUAGAGCUCCUAGAGUCGGAGGUCGGCACAGACAUGAAUACGUAGAGCUCCUAGAGUCGGAGGUCGGCACAGACAUGAAUACGUAGAGCUCCUAGAGUCGGAGGUCGGCACAGACAUGAAUACGUAGAGCUCCUAGAGUCGGAGGUCGGCACAGACAUGAAUACAUAGAGCUCCUAGAGUCGGAGGUCGGCACAGACAUGAAUACGUAGAGCUCCUAGAGUCGGAGGUCGGCACACAGACAUGAAUACAUAGAGCUCCUAGAGUUGGAGGUCGGCACACAGACAUGAAUACGUAGAGCUUCUAGAGUCGGAGGUCAGUAGGUUGUAGAUUCACUGUAGGAGUAGGUGUUACUCUGAGAUGCCAUGCCUCAGUUUGUCCACAUGAUGCUGACAGGUAGGACACACUGACUGUUAGACAGCUGCUCUCCUCUCCUGGUGACCACGACGACAACAAGGACGAUGAUUUUGACGAGGAUAAUGACUGAUGAUGAUGAUGAAGGUGGAUUUUCCCUCUCUGCUGUUUGUAGUUUCAGCUGUCAGACUCUUUUUACCGUCUGUUUGCAGAUCAGAGAUCGUGAGCUCAAACUGUUGGGAUAAAAAUACAACCUGUGUACAUGUUCUUUUUCUCAUGUUUUAAAUCUAUUAAAAAACUGUCAAACUUC